Molecule: messenger RNA, 1226 nt
Organism: Pyricularia oryzae 70-15
Lineage: Eukaryota; Fungi; Ascomycota; Sordariomycetes; Magnaporthales; Pyriculariaceae
Exons: 2
Coding region: 177-674 (165 amino acids)
Source: RefSeq, a predicted model, not a curated record
CUUCAACUGAGGCGAGACUGAGAAAGCGGCAUGUACUACGCAACAACACGCCCAUCUCGCACCCAAUCCUGAUACACUGCUAUCGAAAACCUUCUUCUUGCUCCGAUCCGUUUCCUGAGGACUAGCAUCUCUAGACAUUUCAUACUUUUACAGCCAGCACAGCUGAUCCUCGAAGAAUGGAUGAAUCAGCUUCCAGACAAGAAGCAGUCUGCAAAGACCUGGCACUACUGUCCCUCGAGGCGCCUUCCACCACAAGCCUAGAUCAGCCACCAUCCCCCAACCCUCCCCGCUGUGCCGACCCUCAAAACCGUUACAACAAAGACCAGCAAAAUAUCACCAAUUGCAACGCCAACAUGCCUCCAUUGACCAACUUGACUUUACCUAUUCGUCUGGCGCCCAAAAGGCCAGCUUCACCAGACCAGCAGAACCCUUCGCCACGACAGGUGCUCUUCACGCCGGCAGAGUCCGACAAGCUCCCACCGGGCUUCAUGUAUCCCAUCACGCCUCCGAUAGCCACCGGGCUGCCGCAAAACCACAGACCGCGCAGGUUUUCUUGGGCUGCCCCCACCACCCAGUCGCUAGUCCACCCACCCAGCAGCCAGGGCGCUUGUCCCCGCAAGCGCCGCCCACGUCGGAACCAUCGCAAGCAAGACCUCGGUCCAAGUUCCGAGUAGGUAAAGCUCUAGCUACUCAUCUAGUGGCUGCAAAUAAAAGUCGCAGGGAUAGGGACACAAGCUGGAGGCAUUUUCGUCGGCGGGAAAACAAAAAAAAAAGUGUAAAAAGGGCAAGGGGACUUAUUCAAGACCACUGGCUUGAGUCGAGAAAAACCAGGGCCUUGAAAGCUUCAUCAUGCGCUAUAGAUCCCCUGACCCGGAUCCUGAACAACUGGAAAUACUAGGUACGGCUAUGUCUCGGGAUCAACCGAGUUCUUGAAAUAAGCUUGACGAUCAGAAAGAUAGCACGACAGGUGGCAUUUGCAUAUAAAGGCACGGUAAUAUGCAAGAGCAUCCAAAAAAUGUUGACGUGGUUAGAAACUCCAAACGUAAGACGCGUGUUUCUCAAAUCAUUCGAGUGGCAGGAUAUGUACAAAGGGGUGCCCAGCACCAAUGAAUGGAACACAACAGCAUCUCCGGGUAUCUUCAAAUUCAGAGCAAAAGAAACGGGAAAAGAAAUAUAGAAGUAAAGAAACAAACAAACAUGGAGCCGUCCUUUGUCUAGAGAAUUAC